Molecule: messenger RNA, 810 nt
Organism: Perkinsus marinus ATCC 50983
Lineage: Eukaryota; Perkinsozoa; Perkinsida; Perkinsidae
Exons: 3
Molecular function (GO): metal ion binding; mRNA binding
Source: RefSeq, a predicted model, not a curated record
AUGGAUUUCCGGCCGAAGGCAUUGGUUCGGGCGGCCCGAGUCGAUGUCCACGCUAGGCGGCCCCGUGGUCCAUCGUUAACUGCUUGUCCGUUGCUCGCUACUACCCGAGGGAUACCGGCCCAGGUCAAAACUCCGGCGGUGUCAGUAGCUAAUCGUAAGACGGAGGAGAAGUCCAGCGAGCUCUGCCGAGAUUUCCUCCAUGGACGUUGCAGCCGGGGUGAUAAGUGUCGCUUCGCUCACGAGGCGGGGGUUUGCCGGAUAUGGGCUCGCCAGGGCACCUGCAAGUAUGGGGAUAAGUGCAAGUUCGCGCAUGCUACUGCAAAACCUACACCGCUCCCCCAGGGGGGCAAGGCACGCCCAGCCGCGACUGCGGCGCCUCUUCGUACCGUGGACGGCCCAGAAGACGACGACGAGGGUGAUGUUCCAGUCGAGGAUGAGCAGGUCCAGCUAUUAUGGACUAUGGGCAGCGGCGAAAAAGAAGGUCAGGAACGCCGGGCUCUGAGCAAGCAAAGUGGUCCAACGUUGUCACUCAAGUUCGCCAACGGGGAGCCUCCGUUGAUUGGGUUACUCGAUAGCGGUGCUGUGAAGAACUAUAUAUCGGAAUCUGAAGCUCAAGCUCGUGGGUUUGUUUCCCUCCGAGGAACGGUUAGAGCUGCGGUGUGCUUGGGUCCUCGCGUUCACGACGUCGACUUUAUGGUCUUGCCGAACAUCCUGCAGUGUGGAUCGGACCCCGUAUGCAUCCUAGGGGUUCAGACGAUUUCAGGACCCACGAGGGAGGCCGACAAGUGGUUGUGCGGACGGACCCCCCCG